CACACCUGCCCCCUGCCCUGCGCUGCCCAGCCCGUCGCCUUGCUGCUCGCCCGUCUCCCGCCCGCCACGCAACGGCAGCCCAGCCACCUGCACUCCCAUUCCGCGCCGCCGCGCCUCGCCAUGCCGCCGCUGGGCCCGCUGCACGCCGUCUGCUGCCCCGCUCCCCCUCCCUCCCCCGCUCUCCCCCCCCAUUCCCCUUUCCUUUCCGCCCACUCCGCCUCCCCCCGCCGCUCUUUGCCUGUUGUUGCCGUCGGCGCGCUUCAGCGGGGAAGAGGAGCAGCGCAUGGCGGUGUGGGGUUGCGGGGCGGAGAGGUCGGAAGGGCGCAGGCGGAAGUGGUGCGGGCAGUUGAUGAUAGCGAGGAGAUCGGGGAUGGGGGAAUGCGCAGCGCUGGAUGGGGAAGCGAGAGCGACAGCGACCAGGCGGCAGGGCGGAUGGUGGAAGAGAGCAGAGAGGCGCGCACGCCAGGGUCUUCCCAGCACCCACUUCACCAACCCUCACAAGGCGCCGCCUCCCCCUCUCUCGCCCAGCGCCUGCUCUCCGUGCGACGAGCCUCGCAGGCGCACAGUGAGGCGCGGGGGAAGGGGGGAGGGGGAGGGGGGAGCACGAGCAGUGAGAGCAGCGAAGGCGGUGGCAGGGCGGGCGACAUGGGCUCUGGCACCGACCAGCCGUCGCACUCGCAACUACCGCCGCCUUCGCCGUCGCCGUUGCCGUCGCCAUUGCUGCUGACGACAGCAUCAGGGGGUGCGGCAGCUCUGAACCGAAGGCUCGUGGCGGCCACAUGCCUUGCUGACGUCAUGCAGGUGGUGGCCAAUGAGAUGGCUCGCCUGCCCCCGCGCCCUGAGUGGAGCGCGCCGGGUGCAGAGAAGGGCAAAGGGGGGGUUGACGGGAAGGUGCGGGGUGGCGGGAAAGGGGGAAGGCGGAGCAGAGCACGGGCGCAUAGGGAGGGGCAUGGGGGAUGGGGGGCUGGUGGGAAGGGGAAGGAGGAGGGGGAGGGACUGGGGGAAGAAGAGCGCGAGUGGGAGAAGUGGGAGGAGGAGAGGAGGGCGAUGGAGAGAAAGUGGGAGUCAGCAGCAGCAUGCGCUCUCUUCUCUCCCAUCAACGCCGUCACCGCUCUGCACCGCAUUGCACGCCACAUGCAAGCGGAGGGCGUGUCCCCCUCGUCCCGCCUGGCCCUGGCUCUCUCGCCGCCUCUGCGCCUGCUCGUGGCCGCCGCCCUCCCCGCUGUGCGCGCCGCUCACUGCAACGCGCAGACCCUCUCCAACCUCGCCUGGGCGCUCGCCCGCAUUGGCGGCACGGGGGGAGGGGCGGGGGACAUGGCUGGUGGGGGGAAAGCACAGGGGGAGGUGGGUGGAGGCGGGGGCGGUGGGCGCACGUGGGUGUAUUCCGAGGAGUUUGACCUGAUAGCGGCCGCGGUGCUGCGUGUGCAGCACUCCCUCACCUCCCAGCACGUGGCCAACGUCGCCGCUGCCUUCGCUCUCGCCCGCCACCUCCCGCCCUCCGCCCUCCUCCCUGCCCUCGCCCUCCAAGCCUGCUGCGCGCUCCCCCCCUCCCCGCCCUCAUUCACGCGCCCCCCUUCCCCGCCCCCCGUGUGCGGUGUGCUGUCCCCCCACGAGCUGUCGCAGCUGCUGUGGGCCUUCGCCACGCUCCACCACCCGCUGCCCCCCGCCCUCUCCCACGCCCUCAACCGCGCCGCCGCCUCCUUCUCCCCAUCCCCGCUCCCCCGCGCCCACAACCAGCUGCACAUGACUGCCUUCUCCCCUCCGCCCCCCUGCCCGUUGUCCUCGCUGCCCUCGUGGUCCCCCCAGCAGCUGGCCAACAGCGUGUGGGCGCUGGCCGUGCUGCAGCACACUCAAGGGGCGCUCUUCCACGCGCUCUGGGGGGAGGUGGCACGGCGGAGGGCGGAGUUCUGUGGGGGGGAAGACGAGGGAGGGGGAGGGGGGGAGGAACCGGAAGGGGCAGGAGGGACGCGUGUGGGAGAGCGGCAUUUGAGUCAGCUGUUUCAAGCGGCAGUGACGCUCAGGGCGGAGAGGGGGGGAGGCGAGGCGCGGGGGAAAGAGGGUGAGGAGGCGCGUGCUGGGGGGAGUGGAGAGGCGAGAGGAAAGGCAGAUGCGGGCAAUAGGAGUGGGGGAGGGGUGGAGGGGGCGGGUGUGGAGGAGGCGGAGUGGGUGUGGGAGGAGGGCGCCCGGGUGUGGCAGCGAGAGGCGCGGCGGGCGAAGGGGAAGCCGGCGAGCCACCGAGAGGUGGAGCGGGCUCUGCAGGCCAUGGGGCUCGUGGCGUGGAGGGGGGGCGAGGGGGUAAGAGGAGGGGAGGAGGGAGAGGAGGGAGGUGAGGAGGAGGGGCGAUGGGGUGGGGACACGGGGUGGGCGUCGGAGUACUCGUCGGCGGAGGUGUGGCACUACUCCAUCGACAUCGCCCUGCCCGCCACACGCAUUGCUCUGGAGGUGGACGGGCCCUCGCACUUCACACGCAACACAUUGACUCCUCUGGGCUCCACAGCUCUCAAGCGGCGCCAUCUGGAGGCUGCUGGCUGGACAGUCGUCUCCAUCCCCUUCUACCAUGUAUUGGAACCAGCUGCCAGGUGAAGCGGAGCAACAAGAAUAUCUAGAGCAAGCUC
This is a messenger RNA of Closterium sp. NIES-67, 2615 nucleotides long. The record is from the annotation of a GenBank genome assembly. NCBI's taxonomy places the organism in Eukaryota, Viridiplantae, Streptophyta, Zygnematophyceae, Desmidiales, Closteriaceae.